Olea europaea var. sylvestris is the source of this 2069-nucleotide messenger RNA. RefSeq names its product probable arabinosyltransferase ARAD1. The coding region runs from base 434 to 1930 and encodes 498 amino acids. The record is from RefSeq and is a predicted model, not a curated record. Lineage: Eukaryota; Viridiplantae; Streptophyta; Magnoliopsida; Lamiales; Oleaceae. Gene Ontology annotation, molecular function: glycosyltransferase activity. The transcript has 3 exons.
UGUAGGUUGAAUAAUUUAUCUGAAAGCGAAAUUAUUGCGUGAAGAUGAUGCAUAGUACGCAUUGGACAAUGAAACAUGGCAAAAUUGCUUCCAACCUGCUUUACCAUUUGUCCACUUUACAACACACCCAAAAGGCGUUGCAAUACAUUACAUAAAUCUCCGAUCAAAAAAAUUACGAAAAAUAUCUAUUUUUUUAAAUCAUAGGAAUUAUGGUUUAAAGUGGGAUUACAACAGUUGAAGCCUUCGCUGGACAAAGAGCAGUGCCUCCAUGGGAGUACUCAACUCAAGAAGUUGAAACACUGUUAAACGAAGCAUUGCACUAAAGAACUGGGAUUGGCAUGUGAUCCAGGUCCUCGCAUUUUAGUAGGAAAGAUUGAUUGUUUUCGCUGGAAGAGUAAUAUAGAGAUUCUGAUAAGGCGCAGUGAGUUUUGAGAUGUCUUCCAUUUCGGAAAAGAGUAAGCUACCCUCGAAGUUUCUUUCUUGGCUUAUAGUGGUUUCAAUGAUUCUUUUGAUCCUCUCGUCGCUGUCCCUUCAUCAGUUCAGUAACAAUUGUGAUAAUUCUUUCAUAGCCAGAUCAGUUUUUAAUUUUAUUUUGGUUAAUAAUUCAUCAAUUUACUUGAAAUCGAAUGGCAAAGGUGAUCAAAUAAAAAAUCAUCUGAUCCUUAGUGAAAUGCCAAAGAAGGAAGAUACUUGCAUUCACAAGGUUGGUUUUCAAUUUUCUGGUCACAUGGAGAAUAUGGAUGAGAUGGGGCAACACCAUGGGGCAGCGUGUGACCAAAGUCGAGCACUUCUUAGGGUCUAUAUGUAUGACUUGCCCUCUGAAUUUCACUUCGGGUUGUUAGGUUGGGAAGGCAGUGCAAAUCAGAUGUGGCCUAGUGUAAGUAUUUCUAACAGAUUUCCACCAUAUCCCGGUGGUUUAAAUUUACAGCACAGCACAGAGUAUUGGCUUACUCUGGAUCUUCUUGCAUCAAAUACUGCAAAUGUAGUUCGACCAUGCUCUGCAAUCAGAGUGCAGAAUUCUAGUGAAGCAGAUGUAAUAUUUGUACCCUUUUUCUCGUCUCUCAGUUACAACCGACACUCAAAGCUCCAAGGACAUGAAAAGGUUAGUGCCAAUAGAAUGCUGCAGGAUAAAUUGGUGCAGUUUUUAGAAGGUCAGGAUGAGUGGAAGCAACUGGGUGGUCGGGAUCAUUUGAUUGUAGCCCACCACCCAAAUAGCAUGUUAUUUGCAAGAAAUAAGUUGGGUUCCGCCAUGUUCGUGCUUUCAGAUUUUGGGAGAUACUCCAGAAAAAUAGCAAACCUUGAAAAGGAUGUAAUUGCACCUUACAAGCAUAUGGUGAGAACGAUUCCGAUUGCUAACUCGCCGUCAUUCAGUGAACGGCCUAUGUUGAUGUAUUUCCGAGGAGCAAUUUACAGGAAAGACGGUGGAGCCAUCCGUCAAGUACUAUACUACCUACUCAAAGAUGAGAAAGACGUUCACUUUGCCUUUGGAAGUGUUCAGGCUAAUGGGAUAAAACAGGCAGGGAAAGGGAUGGCCUCUUCCAAAUUCUGCCUGAAUAUUGCUGGAGACACCCCUUCUUCAAAUCGUCUCUUUGAUGCCAUCGCUAGUCACUGUGUUCCUGUAAUAAUCAGUGAUGAAAUUGAGCUACCCUUUGAAGAUGUUCUCGACUACUCAGAAUUCUGUGUAUUUGUCCACUCAUCUGACGCUGUGAAAAAGGGUUAUCUUCUUAAUCUCCUGAGAGGUAUCGAGCAAGAGAACUGGACGAAAAUGUGGGAAAGACUAAAGAAGAUCAGUCGACACUUUGAGUAUCAGUAUCCAUCUCAGCCCGGUGAUGCUGUGGAUAUGAUUUGGCAGACUGUUUCACGCAAGAAAUCAGCCACACAGUUAAGUGUUCACCGAAAGAACAGAUACCGCAGAUCACAGUCUUCCUAAAUCCCCAUCUAAGUUGUUAGUACUUAAGAACAUACUAGCAGUAUAUUUUUUAAGAUUUAUACCACUUUCUUUAUCAAGUUCUCAAACAUUUUGUAAAUCCUAUUACUUUCAAGAAUCGUUCCAUGUUGGGUUCUUUGUA